Molecule: messenger RNA, 903 nt
Organism: Trypanosoma cruzi
Lineage: Eukaryota; Euglenozoa; Kinetoplastea; Trypanosomatida; Trypanosomatidae
Product: peroxisome assembly protein, putative
Exons: 1
Coding region: 1-903 (300 amino acids)
Biological process (GO): protein import into peroxisome matrix
Cellular component (GO): peroxisomal membrane
Molecular function (GO): zinc ion binding
Source: RefSeq, a predicted model, not a curated record
AUGCAGCCGGCGACGGCACCUUACAUUUUGCGUUCCCUCUACAAGGACGAACACAUUAUUGACAAUCAUGUCACCCGCCCACUCACCGGUCUCGUGACUGCUCUCUUCGGUGCCCACUGGACGAACCGUUAUGAUUCACACCUAAGCAACUUAGCAAAGGGGUUGUAUGUCGUCCUUUCACUCCUCCGUGGGCAGACACUUGGGGAGGAGUUCUGCGACCUGCUUCCCGUCACCCGCGGAAUCCCCACACGAAUGAUGGGAAUAACCCGAAAGCUGCUUCUCGCUCUGUUGCUUGCACUAGAGCCUGUGGCACUCUUUCAGUUUGCCGUCAGGGUGUUUCCUGCCGUUCCGCCACACGAUGUUAUCGCCAAUGUACGGAAAUUUACUUUGAUGCUGCUUUUCUUAUUUGAAACAUACGGGACGCUCGUCCACCGCCUCUUGGGGGUGCGUCAUUUGAGUCUUUUGCCGUCGCAGAGGCUGCAGAACGAUGACGGAGCCCCAUACACGUACUUUGGACUGGGAAUCUUGGUGCUGCUUGAAUUGAUUGUUCGACUGUGGCGCUACAUGGAGAGACGACGCCUAGCGCUUCAGCAGGGUUCUCACUAUGACGUGUCUAGGGAUGAGGAGAGUCAGGAGCAUGAGGACAGCGACGCCGAUGACAAUCAAAAUGCGGCUGCAGGUAAGUGCAUGUUGUGUCUGAGCAAUCGAAAGCAGCCCACGGCUACUUCAUGCGGUCACAUCUUUUGUUGGCGCUGUCUAUUGGAUUGGAUCAAGUCGAACUCACACGGUGCCAUCUGUCCCUUUUGUCGGCGACAAAUCACGGUGCAGUCAUCGGUGCCACUGUACCUCUAUGUAGCAAAAGAGGCACCGACAGCGGGUGGUGUUCAUGACACGUCUGCAUAG